Messenger RNA from Coturnix japonica (Japanese quail), 4941 nucleotides. RefSeq names its product trifunctional purine biosynthetic protein adenosine-3-like. NCBI's taxonomy places the organism in Eukaryota, Metazoa, Chordata, Aves, Galliformes, Phasianidae. Gene Ontology annotation, biological process: 'de novo' IMP biosynthetic process; adenine biosynthetic process. Gene Ontology annotation, cellular component: cytosol. The record is from RefSeq and is a predicted model, not a curated record. Gene Ontology annotation, molecular function: metal ion binding; ATP binding; phosphoribosylglycinamide formyltransferase activity.
GGGGGGGAAUGGCGGGCCCGCCGCUGGGGGCAUGCGCUGUGGGGUUCGGUCGGCGGCAAUAUGGCGGACAGAGGCCUUCCCUGUGGGAUCAGAAGUCAUUUGGAUCUGAAGCAGGAGCAGAAAGAAAACUUGAAUUCAUCAGGGGGACUCCUCAGCCUUUUGUGUGAACAAACUGCAGGGUCCGACGCGGCUAAUGGCUGAUCGAGUGCUUGUGAUUGGCAGUGGAGGGAGAGAACAUGCAUUGGCCUGGAAGCUGGCUCAGUCCCCACAUGUAAAACAAGUGUUUGUUGCUCCUGGAAAUGCAGGGACAGCCGACAAUGGAAAAAUUUCAAAUUCAGCUGUUUUAGUGAGCAAUCACACUAUUGUUACCCAGUUCUGCAAAGAUCAUAACAUUGGACUUGUAGUAGUUGGACAAGAAAGUCUUUUGGCAGCUGGUAUUGUUGAUGACUUACAAGCAGCUGGAGUAAGAUGUUUUGGACCAUCAACAAAAGCAGCUCAGCUGGCAUCCAACACCAGUUUUGCCAAAGCCUUUCUGGAUCGACAUGGGAUCCCAACAGCAAGAUGGAAAGCUUUUACCAAUCCUCAGGAGGCCUGUAGGUUUAUUAUCAGCACAGACUUUCCUGCUCGAGUGGUACGGGCGAGGGGCCCUGCAGCUAGAAAGGAAGUGACUAUUGCAGCCAGCAAAGAGGAAGCCUGCAAAGCUGUCCAAGAGAUUAUGCAGGACAGAAUGUUUGGAGAGAUGGUUGUCGUUGAAGAACUUCUUCAAGGGGAAGAACUUUCUUGCCUGUGUUUCACGGAUGGUGUCACUGUUGCCUCAAUGCCCCCAGCCCAGGCCCACAAACGGUUAUUGGAUGGCGACCAGGGUCCAAACACUGGAGGGAUGGGAGCCUACUGCCCGGUUCCUCAGGUUCCGGAAGUUCUAGAGAAAAUCAAUGAUGCUAUUCUUCAACAUGUGAUUGAUGGUCUGAGACAAGAAGGGGCAGCGUAUGUAGGUGUGCUGCAGAUGGGGUUAAUGCUUACCAAAGAUGGUGUGAAAAUUCUAAACUUUAAAUGUCAGUUUGGUGACCCCCAGUGCCAGGUAAUUCUUCCACUGCUUAAAAAUGAUUUUUAUGAAGUGAUUCAAGCAGCAAUUGAUGGCAAACUCUGCAGCUUCAUGCCAGCCUGGUCAGAAAAUAGUACAGCUGUGUGUGUGGUCAUGGCGAGUCAAGGAUACCCAGGAGACUAUGACAAAGGCAUGGAAGUAACAGGGCUGCUUCAAGCCAAAGAAUUAGGGCUGCAGGUGUUCCAUGCUGGCACAAUGCUGAAGGAUGGCAGAGUGGUUACAAGUGGUGGCAGAGUCCUCUCCGUUACUGCUGUUAAGGAGGAUCUGAUGACAGCACUGGGAGAAGCCAACAGGGGAGUAGCAGCCAUACGUUUCAAGGGUGCCACGUACAGGAGGGACAUUGGCCAUCGGGGUAUUCGACUUCUCAAGCAGUCUCUGGGUUUGAUAUACAAAGAAAGAUGUGUGGAAGCUGUAACCAGUGAUGUUUUGUCUUAUCAGUCGAAAAGAUCAAUUGUAAAUUGUACCAGAUCAGGCAGUCAUUCAGAAGUAAGAGGCUUUGCUGGUUUCUUCGAUUUAAAAGCAUCUGGUUAUGAUGAUCCUAUCUUGGUUUCUCAAACUAAAGGCCUUGGACCUAAACUUCAGAUUGCACAAGCGUGUAAGAGAUAUGACACCAUAGGUCAGGACCUGGUUGCCUUGUGUGUUAAUGACAUCCUGACUCAAGGAGCAGAGCCCCUCUUCUUUCUCACCUAUUUUUCCUGUGGCAAACUUGAUGUCAAAGUGACUGAAGCAAUCAAAGAAGGAAUAGCUGAAGCAUGUAGAAAUGCAGGAUGUGCUUUCCUAGGCAGGGAGAUUGCUGCGGUGACUAGCAUGUAUUCUUCUGGAGAGUACGACUUGGCUGGCUUUGUGGUUGGUGCAGUGGAGCGAGGGCAGAUGCUUUUGGGUUUGCAGAGGGCUGAUGAGGAGGAUAUGUUUAUAGGACUGGCCUCUUCUGGGAUUCACGGCCAAGCCUUUACCAUCAUAAGGAAGAUAGUCUUAAUGUCCUCCCUUCACUACUCCUCCCCAGCACCUGGCAGUUGUGGUGACAAGACACUAGGAGAUGUACUGCUGACUCCAGCAAAACUGUACAGUCCAUCUUUGCUGCCUGUUCUUCGCUCAGGGCAUGUGAAGUCUUUUGCCUUUAUUGCUGAGGAAGGGUUGCUGGAAGGCAUCUCCCGAAUCCUGCCAGAACGUGUCAGCGCUGUCCUGGAUGCCCUUAGCUGGAAGAUGCCUGAGAUCUUCUGCUGGCUCUACAAGGAAGGAAACUUCUCUGAGAACGAGAUGGCCCAGACAUUUAAUUGUGGGAUUGGUGCAGUCCUGGUUGUGCAGAAGGAGUUGGCCCAGCAUGUUCUCAGGGAUGUACAGAGACAUGAGGAAGCUUGGCUGAUUGGGAAAGUUGUUGCCCCUUGUCACACAGGAGGUUCUCACAUCAAAGUUGAGAAUCUUCUUGAAGCUCUGCAGCUGAGCAGCCCCCAGCAUCUGCUGAAUAACACUGUUGUAGAGAGUCAACAACAGCCCAGAAAGAACAAAGUCAAAGUAGCCGUUCUCGUCUCUGGAACAGGCACAAAUCUUGCUGCGCUCAUCAAUUACGCAAAAGAACCAGGCAGCUGUGCUCAAGUUGUCCUUGUCAUCUCCAGCAAGUCUGGUGUGGAAGAACUACGAAAUGCAGCCCGUGCUGGAAUUCCCACCAGGGUGAUUGAUCACAAGUUAUAUGGGAGUCGCUCUGAAUUUGACAGCACAAUAGACCGAGUUCUUGAAGAAUUUGCUGUUGAACUGAUAUGUCUUUCAGGAUUUAUGAGAAUAUUGUCUGGUCCUUUUCUCAGAAAAUGGAAAGGGAAAAUUCUGAAUGCUUCCCCAUCACUUUUCCCACCAGUCAAGGCUGGAAACACCCAUCAGCAAUCUCUCCCAACUGGACUCAAAGUCACUGGCUGUGCUGUGCAUUUCGUCCUGGAGGAAUCUUGUCCAAAAGCAGUAAUCCACCACGAGCCGGUAUCUGUGAAGGCAGAUGACACUGAGGAGAUGCUGUCAGAAAGGGUUAAGGAAGCUGAGUGCCGGGCUUUUCCUAUUGCCCUACAGCUGGUGGCCAGUGGGGCAGUGUGGUUAGGAGCCGAUGGUAAAACCUGCUGGAAACAAGACAGGCAAAGUCUGUGUCUUCAAGAAGAGAAGAAUGACUGCACUUCCUCCCAGGUGAUGCCAGAGCCACAAGAAAACGAUGUGAUGUAGCCAGGUUUUCCUUUUCCUUCCUUCCCUCCAUGUGCUUCUCUUUGCAGGUGUAUUGAUGUUCCAAGCUUCCAUUCUGAGCUAUGAUCAGUUUUCCUGGGCUUGCAUGUUUCGUUACACUUAGUUUGCAAAACUGGCUGUUGGAGCCAAACUCAUUUCACAUCUUGAAUUUCUUUGUUCUGUUUUUCUGCAUCUAGGGAUGGGGCAUCCACAACUUCUCUGGGCAGCCUGUUCCAGUGCAUCACCACCCUUCUCAGUUAAAGAAUUCUUCCUAGCAUCUAACCUAAAUCUCCCCUCUUUUAGUUUACAGCCAUUCCCCCUUGUCCUAUCACUAUCACUGUGUAAAGUUGGUCUCUCUCCUGAAUAUAAGCUCCCUUCAAGUACCACCACCCACUCCUGCCAGCUGGGUUACUCCUGCAAACUUAGUGUGGCCAAUGGCAAGCACCUCCAGCUGCCACUGCAGAUAUGCCUUCACUCUGACCCUGGUAAGGGUUUGAGGUAGCUAAAAGCCAAAAAGAAAGCAGCAGCACUGGACAUCAAUCAUAUUUUCCAGUGUUUGCAUUGGAAAUCUUCUAUAUUCAUAUAUUCAUUCUGGAUUACUGUCACCAGCAGGGCCCUUGUGGGAGGGCAAUGCAGAGCAUGUAGUAUUCAGUAAUUCAGCCUUCAACAUGGUGAACUUUGUCCAUCAUCAGGAGUUCAAAAUUACUGUUGCAGUCCUUUUGGUCUGCUGUUGUGCAUUUAAGUAGGCAAAAGUGAGCAUGGAAAUUACUUUUGAAAUGAAAAUCUCUUUGUAGGCCCUUGUAACAAACAGAUGUGUAGCGAGCUGCCAAGCAGAACAGCCAAUGGCCAGCAAGGCAGGAGUUCUUCAGAAGGCAAAACAAAGUGAAACAUACCACCCUUCAUGGAUUACAUUGCCAGUGCAGUGUAAUAGCGCACAUCAAACAUAAAUCUUAAUGCUUUGCCCUAUUCCUGGAAGGCACUACAGACAGAUGUUCCCAGAACUUGGUAUUAAAACUUCUAUAUCUGGUGGGGUGGAAAAUUGAUUAGAAACUGUUACCGGAUUUCAGACAUUUUUCUUUCUUCGUCCAUGAAGUCAGCAGGACAUCCCCAGCCCGACUUGUCACUUAGCCAGAGCUAACUUCUCCUGGGGAAAGAUCACUAACAGCCAUUAGAUGCAGUGAAAAAGAAGUUCUUGUUUUGGAAUUAUGCAUCCUGUACCAGUAAGGGACAUGCUGUGUAACUGCUGUUGACUGCGUCGGGCUGUUUGUCAGCAUGAGUCAGCUCCAUUCAGAAACUCCUGUUUGUUUAUUUAUUUACUUAAUGUGUGUCUCAGCCGUGUUUCAGUGGAAGGAGAGGAAGGGGAAUUCCAUUUCUUGCUGCAAGCUCUGCAUUUAUGUACAAUAACCUGUAUUUGUCUUUUGCACUCUGGCAGCAGGAGCAUGGAGCUCGGUGUAGGAGAAAUAGGAAGAACCGUUACAAGGAGAGAUGAACAAAUCUUUAGUAUUUGUGGUUAAUAUUUAUGAUAAACAUGUUGCUUAUUUUGCUCUUGGCCUGUAGUUACAUCACGUUGUGUAUUAUUUGGAAUGCAUAGCAAGCAUGAUUGAUGAUGUUUCAAACCAAACAAAUAAACGGUUAAAAGAUUA